AGCAACACUCGCCUACACUGUCGCACAAAGUUGAGAACAAACGAAUCGAUUUUUCGAAUUAAAAAUGGUUUGUGGCCGAAAGUGUUGUUUCUUCUGCCUGUUCAUGAGCUCCUGGGCUUUCGUGAUGUUGAACCUGCUGGGCAUUUUCUUCUAUAUCCAUUCCCUGAUUCUGAUGGAGUCCCUGCCAAUUCCUCAUCAUUUCAAUAGUCAGAGGGAGUUCGAGGAGCAGGCCGACGAAGCCUACUUCCUAUUGGCCAUCCGGUGUUUCGUGACCGCCAUCGUCUAUCUGGCAUUCGUAUUCAUCGCGAUAGCGGUUAUCCGGCAUGAAAACAAGAAAAGGAAGCGACUCUACAAAAGAGGUCACCGUCGUUGAUGAUCUAUAUAUGAUUUUAGUCGGUUUUAGUUUUCCUAAAUAAAGUGUAUAUAUAUUUUUCAUGG
Messenger RNA from Drosophila eugracilis, 438 nucleotides. RefSeq names its product ribonuclease kappa-A. Bases 65 to 373 code for a protein of 102 amino acids. Gene Ontology annotation, molecular function: RNA endonuclease activity. Lineage: Eukaryota; Metazoa; Arthropoda; Insecta; Diptera; Drosophilidae. The transcript has a single exon. The record is from RefSeq and is a predicted model, not a curated record.